Molecule: messenger RNA, 780 nt
Organism: Panicum virgatum (switchgrass)
Lineage: Eukaryota; Viridiplantae; Streptophyta; Magnoliopsida; Poales; Poaceae
Exons: 2
Coding region: 121-513 (130 amino acids)
Biological process (GO): cell fate determination
Source: RefSeq, a predicted model, not a curated record
CACCAGCACCACCAUCUAAAACCACGACCCAGGGCUGGCCAGCAACUUGCAGUCUAGCACUAGUACUCACAAAGCAAGCUGAAGGAUUCUGGUCUCCGAAAGAAAGAACAAGCAAGAAACAUGGCCACCGCAAUCAUGCUUCGUACUGUCCUCCCUGUUGUCUUCUUCGCCGUCUUGCUAAGUGGAACAAAUGGCGAGCGAUGCAACACGUCGAGCAUCCAGGUGGAGACCAUCAACUCAGGCGUCGUGGUAUCCGGUGGCGACACGGUGUUCCAGGUGGAGCUCAAGAACCUGUGCCCGUGCGCCGUCAGGAAUGUCCAGCUCGACGCCCGGGGAUUCGCCACGACAGUGGACGUUGAUCCUGCCGCGUUCCGUGCUGACGACGGAGGUGUCUACUACCUGGUGAACAGCGGGCAGGCAAUCCCCAGCAUGGCCACCGUCAGCUUCCAGUACGCCUGGGACCACUUCUUCCAGAUGACUCCCAGGAACAUGGAGGUUGACGGCCCGUGCUAAUAGCUAUUAGCAAGUUGCCUGCUCAUAAGCUGUGUUAUCUUUGAUAUAUAUAUAUAUAUAUAUAUAUAUAGUGUUAUUAUUAUAAUGUCGUGUGUUAGCUAGUGUAUAUAUUAGAGAGAGAGAGAAGAGAGAGAGAGAUGCUAAUAAUAAUCAGUCCUGCUCAAUAAAGCUUGAGGAAUCGAGUGAUGAUCUGCUCCUCAAGAAUCGUAUUGUAUAUGCCAAAGAAGGUUGCUACCUAAAUACCUAAUGAUCGACGAGUUUUGAACA